AUGUUACCCGGUCUUAUUAUCCGUAGUUUCGUUUUCUGUUCACUGGCAAGGGUAGGCGAGCUUACCACUCCCCUAGUCGGUGAUAUCCUGGAAAGAGCUGGGUGCCCUACUCUUCUUUGCGUUCUUGGAGGCCAUCUUUUGAUUAAUCUGAAAGAAGCGGCAGAGUUGGGAGUUAAUGAAGGGACGAACUAUAGGGCACACAGCAUUAAAGUCAUUACCUCCGAAUUGGGCUCAUUGAAGGUAGCUGGUCCCAGUUAUGGUUCAGGCUCUGACGCCGUUGUGCGAGUGGCUGUCUUCUUGCGCAAUCCGCGCAGGGCUGCGAAGUCUAUAGGACCAAUAUAUUCCACUUAUGCAUUAAGAACAGGACAGGGGACAAGUGGAGCCGAUGUUCGUGAACAAGGAUUCCGUGACCGUGGUGAUCAGUAUCACCCAAUGGAUCAAUCAGACGCAUGA
Fomitiporia mediterranea MF3/22 is the source of this 453-nucleotide messenger RNA. RefSeq lists its product as uncharacterized. The transcript has 2 exons. Bases 1 to 453 code for a protein of 150 amino acids. The record is from RefSeq and is a predicted model, not a curated record. Lineage: Eukaryota; Fungi; Basidiomycota; Agaricomycetes; Hymenochaetales; Hymenochaetaceae.